CUUCCAGCGUCGCAGUGGCGGCGGUGAGUCGUCUGCGCGGAGGGAUAUAGCACGGGACUACACCCAGGCGCUGUCUCAGUCCGUCGGCUUUCUUUCCUUCCAGAGCUGAGAUUUCACACAAGCCAGCGAGCCAGACAGCACAGGAGACGCCAAAACCCUCCUUCCGCACAACCCUCGCUAGACCUUUAGCACUUGUAGCGUUAAAUCCACUCCAGUGGGUGUAGUUCGUCCUUUAUAUCCUUUCAAAUCACAGAAAAAUGUCUUGGCAAAGCUACGUGGAGAACCUGAUGGCCGAUGGCAGCUGCCAGGAUGUCGCCAUUGUUGGCUUUACGGACGCCAAAUACGUUUGGGCAUCGUCAGAGGGUGGUACUUUUAGCGGUAUAACGCCUGAUGAAAUCGAUGUCAUUGUCGGCAAAGACCGAGAGGGCUUCUUCACCAGUGGGCUGACUAUAGGGAAAAAGAAGUGCUCUGUGAUCAGAGACAGCCUUCAUGUGGAAGGGGACUGGACAAUGGACAUCAGGACAAAGAGUCAUAAUGGAGAACCGACAUACAAUGUUUCCAUAGGCAGAGCUGGCAAAGUGUUGGUUAUAGUCAUGGGAAAGGAAGGUACCCACGGAGGAUCGCUCAACAAGAAAGCAUUUGGCAUGUCUGAGUACCUGAGGAAAGUUGGAUACUAAAGCAGCCCCUUCCCAUCCAUCCACACAGCAGCUCACUUUAAUACACCGCACCACACUACCCAUCCACCCACCCCUACCCUCAUCCUCGCCCCCUUUUUGUCAACUUGACAACACUACCAGAAACAGUUAGAUGCAUCGUUGUCUCUCUCCAAAUCUAUCUGUCCGUUUUUAUUUUAUGAAGUUUUCCUUGUGUUUAAUGCUCCAUGUCCUUUAGUUUUGACAUCUUUUUUUGUGCCACAGUGAAUCAAGCAUGUUGGUUUUAUGAAGGUUCAAUCACAAACACUACUGUACAUAACCAUAGAUGUAAAAUGAAGAAUUUUUAAAACAAUUGGACGACCCAGAAUUUGUGUAAAUUCACAAGUAAAUUAAAGUCACUACAUGGUCCAAUUUCUUUCCUUAGGCACUGCUAAUGAACCAGCUUAAGAUAGAUUGAUGCCUCUCGAGUGCUUCGAGCCCUUGCUGAGCUCUCAUGGUCUUCCUUGUAUACAGCAUGUCCAGGAUGGAAAAAAGUGCAUGCAUAUCUUUUAGGUCAAUAUCAUCGUUUUCCAGUAACUAACUACACCACCUUGUCUCAGCUUUGAGAAUGAAGUUAACCAGUCACGUAACACUUCUUAUUUCUUCUUUUCCUUAUUAUUGUUUUCAUUUUCUUUGCUCGGUUUGAUCCUGAAUGAAUUUAGUAAGCACCUCUGCCCCUGCCCUCGUGAACUGCACCACCUUCGCCCCAGCUACUAUUAUAUGCCCUGUACCUUCUUUAGUUUGAGAACCUUAUAUCAAAUGCUUUUGCUGUAGUAUUUGGAUGUGGUCUUGUAAGUCAUUGGUCGAAUGUUGGAAUAUUUUGAGUGUGGUGGCAGAUCAGCAUUUACAAGGUUUGGGUUAAGUUGUUCCCCAAGAGUCUUUGCAUCCCGGACUCUGUAUGGACAUUCCAUCACUACAAUAGCUCAGGCACUUAGAACUGUUGUUUGCCAGCUCCUGUAAAAUGUUUUCCUUUUUGUUUGUCCUUUGUUUUUGUUUUCUUUCUUUCUUUUUUUUUUUAAGACAAAAGUGCUGCCAUCCCUAUGUACCUCUGCUUCUGUCCGUUUCACUUUGGGUUCUCUAAUAGAACCAAGUUUUUGUUGCAUCCAGUGGGAUUAACAGAAUUGCUCCAAACUGUUGUUGUUAAAGUUGACUGCUAGCUUCAUCUGUUGCUGACUUUAUAACUAAAUUCUCAACACUUCAAAUACAGAUUGUUACACCAAACUCAUUCUGUUAAACACUAUUACUGGCGUAACAUUUUGAAAUAAAAAAUCAAAUAUAUAACUAGUUCCUCUCAUGAAUGUCUUGAAUAGAUGAAACGGCAGUCUUAUUGUUAACAUGUCACCUCAAAAUUCUUAAACAUUUUUGACUUUUAAUGUUAUUUUCAAGAAUGAAACCAUUUGGAAGUCAUUGCCUUGUAAACUACUUAACUGCGAUGUAUCAAACUGUCAUAGCACGGUACAAAUGCUUCAUUAAAUAGACAAAAAAAAAAAAAAGAUACUAAAGUCAACUGUGUACACUAACUUUUUCUGGGAUAUGGUGGUAUUAGUUGGAAAAAGACCACUAGUUGAAGUCAGUUGUAUUGUGGAAACUUGUUAAAUAAAGCUGUGUAUCCUGUGCCAUAAUGUAGAUCUGAUCUGUUGCUACUGUGAGAUGGAUUUUAACUGCUGCCUUGUGAAGAGUCAAUUCUUCAUUGGCACCUUUGGGAUAUUUGGCAUCAAUUCAACCUCCAGGGCGUGUGGAAAAUGUACAGAUUAAAGAAAAGCAUCAAAUUAUGUCCAGUUCUCUCCCUUCUUACACCGGACCAGCUGAUAUUCAACUCUAUUUGCGUGGAAGGAAAGGAAAAAAAACAAAUGCCAUGAUUUAACCACCUUGUUUACAGACAAAUCAAAUAAACCUAUUCCAACCAGAAAA
This is a messenger RNA of Sinocyclocheilus rhinocerous, 2603 nucleotides long. RefSeq names its product profilin-2-like. Bases 258 to 677 code for a protein of 139 amino acids. Gene Ontology annotation, molecular function: actin binding. The transcript is spliced from 3 exons. Gene Ontology annotation, biological process: regulation of actin filament polymerization; actin cytoskeleton organization; positive regulation of actin filament bundle assembly. Gene Ontology annotation, cellular component: cytoplasm. NCBI's taxonomy places the organism in Eukaryota, Metazoa, Chordata, Actinopteri, Cypriniformes, Cyprinidae. The record is from RefSeq and is a predicted model, not a curated record.